CCGCGACCCCCGGAGCCCCCCCGGCCUCCCCCCGGGCCCCCCGAGCCCUCGGGGCCGUGCGGGGCCCCCCCCGCCCCACCGGCGACACGAUGGUGACGAUCCUGAGCACGGUGGAGGCGCAGGCUCCCAGCGCCGCGGGGCCCUCGGGCUGCGGCCCCGUCCCCGUCCCCGUCCCCGUGGUGGCCGUGCCGGGCCCGGGGGUGGCGGCGGCGCUGCCCAACGGGGCCCCCCCGGGCCCCCCCCCCGUGGCCGACGACAGCAAAACGAACCUGAUCGUGAAUUACCUGCCGCAGUCCAUGAGCCAGGAGGAGCUCAGGAGCCUCUUCGGCAGCCUCGGCGACAUCGAGUCCUGCAAGCUCGUCAGGGACAAGGUCACCGGGCAAAGCCUGGGCUACGGCUUCGUCAACUACGUGGAGGCCGGGGACGCCGACCGCGCCAUCGGGGCCCUCAACGGGCUCAAGCUGCAGACCAAGACCAUCAAGGUGUCCUACGCCCGGCCCAGCUCCGCGUCCAUCCGCGACGCCAACCUGUACGUGAGCGGGCUGCCCAAGGCCAUGGGGCAGAAGGAGAUGGAGCAGCUCUUCUCGCAGUACGGCCGCAUCAUCACCUCCCGCAUCCUCGUGGACCAGGUCACAGGUGUGUCCCGGGGCGUGGGCUUCAUCCGCUUCGACAAGCGCGUGGAGGCCGAGGAGGCCGUGCGGGGGCUGCACGGGCAGAAGCCCCUCGGCGCGGCCGAGCCCAUCACGGUCAAGUUCGCCAACAGCCCCGGGCAGAAAUCGGGGGGGGCCCUGCUGAGCCUGUGCCCCGGGGCCCGGCGCUACGGGGCCCUGCACCCCCCCCCGCAGCGCUUCCGCCUGGACAAUUUGCUGAACGUGGCCUACGGGGUGAAGAGCCCGCUGUCGCUGCUGCCCAGGUUCUCCCCGCUGGCCAUCGAGGCGGUGCCGGCGCUGGCCGGGGUGGGCCUGGGCACGCCCGGGCCGGGCUGGUGCAUCUUCGUCUACAACCUGGCGCCCGAGGCGGACGAGAGCGUCCUGUGGCAGCUCUUCGGGCCCUUCGGCGCCGUCACCAACGUCAAGGUGAUCCGCGACUUCGCCACCAACAAGUGCAAGGGCUUCGGCUCCGUCACCAUGACCAACUACGAGGAGGCGGCCAUGGCCAUCGCCAGCCUCAACGGCUACCGCCUGGGCGAGCGCGUGCUGCAGGUGUCCUUCAAGACCACCAAGCAGCACAAGGCCUGAGGGACCUUGAGGGACACCAUGGACGCCAUGGAGACCGUGGAGAAACCCGACUUGAGACCUCGGGGACCUGCAGGGACCUUCAGGGACCCCCAUGGGCACCAUGGAAGAACUCGGCUGGAGAUCUCGGGGACCUUCAGGGACCUUCAGGGACACCAUGAGCACCAUGGAGACCAUGGAGAAACUCACAUGAAGACCUGGAGACCUCAGGGUCCCCCCCAUGGACACCAUGGAGACCACGGAGAAACCCAGCUGGAGACCUUGGAGACCUUUGGGGACCCCCAUGAGCACCAUGGAGAAACCCACUUGGAGACCUUGGGGACCUUGAGGGACCUUCAGGGACCCCUGU
This is a messenger RNA of Camarhynchus parvulus, 1584 nucleotides long. It is a transcript of the gene ELAVL3, whose product is annotated as ELAV like RNA binding protein 3. Lineage: Eukaryota; Metazoa; Chordata; Aves; Passeriformes; Thraupidae. Gene Ontology annotation, cellular component: ribonucleoprotein complex. Gene Ontology annotation, molecular function: RNA binding. The transcript has 8 exons. The coding region runs from base 90 to 1238 and encodes 382 amino acids. The record is from RefSeq and is a predicted model, not a curated record.